CCGUACUGCGCAUGCUCCACACCUCAGCAGCCGUUAGCAUCGCGGGCUAACAGCCGGAGCGUGUAAUGGCGGCCUCGGUGUUACUGGGGUCUGCGGAAAGCACCGGACUCAACUUCACGGUCGGAGCCGGUGGGAAUGCCCUACUGGGGAACUCUAACGGACUGGGUCAGGCAGGUCCGGCGUCCUGGAACCGUUCCCUAGACCGGGCGCUGGAAGAAGCCUCGGUUAGCGGCUGUCUGAACCUCAGCGGCAGGAAGCUGAAGGAGUUUCCCAGGAGCGCUGCCAACCACGACCUGACCGACACCGUCCGGGCCGAUCUGUCCCGGAACCGCCUGUCGGAGCUUCCUCUGGAGGUCUGCCUCUUUGUGUCUGUGGAAUAUCUAAACCUGUACCAGAACUGUCUGAGGUCCCUGCCGGACGGCCUUGUAAACCUGCAGGCUCUGACCCACCUGAACCUCAGCCGGAACCAGCUGUCUGUCCUCCCAGCUGUCGUCUGCAGCCUCCCUCUGAAGGUUCUGAUUGCCUCCAACAACAAAUUGGUUUCUCUGCCAGACGAACUGGGCCAGCUGAGACACCUCACUGAGCUGGAUGUAAGCUGUAACGAGAUCCGGACAUUACCGUCCCAAAUGGGUCAACUGGAAGCUCUGAGAGACCUGAACAUCAGGAGGAACCACCUGGUCCAACUACCUCCAGAGCUUGCUGAGCUUCCUCUGGUUCGCCUUGACUUCUCCUGCAACAAAGUGACUUCCAUCCCCGUCUGUUACCGCGGCCUGGCCCAGCUGCAGGCCAUCGUCCUUGACAACAACCCACUACAGAGCCCACCUGCACAGAUCUGCAUCAAAGGAAAGGUCCACAUCUUCAAGUUUCUGAACCUGGAAGCCAGCAAGACCACGCCGGAGCUGCCGGAGUACGACAGAAGACCCCUGACCUCCUGCGUUGAUGAGACGUAUCCGGGGCGACUGUAUGGAGCGCUCGACUCGGGCUUCAACAGCGUCGACAGCGGAGACAAGCGGUGGCUGGGCAACGAGGCUUCAGAGGAGCUGUCAGAGCUGCCAUUUAGAGACCACCGACGAGCAGGACCAGGAGGACCUGUGCUUCCCAACGGGACAUAUGGGGAACUAGAGCAGAUAGACUUCAUAGACAGCUGUGUAGAGGAGGAGGAGGAUGGAAAGAGUCGUGCAGGAGGAGACAGGAGCAGCCUCAGCUCUCAGUUCAUGGCGUACAUCGAGAGACGCAUCACUAGAGAGGGUUCUCCAGUAAAGAACAGCUUGGUCCGGGCUGAAGACAUGAAGAGACACAGCAGGAACAUGGUCGAUGGUGUCACAGCGUCUCCUAGCUCCCAUAGUCAGAGAGGAGCUCCUGGUUCUGGUUCUGGAGGUGUGGAGAGGAUGAGGAGGGAAGCUCAGCUCGCUGCUCUGAGGUACGACGAAGAGAGGCAGAAGAAUCGUUCUCUGCAGAGAGACGGUGUCACCACCUACGCCAAGUAUAAAGCUGCUCAGAGUCCAUCAAAGUCCAGUCCAGAACCCGAGAAUGUCUACCCCUCCAGACGCUCCACCCACACAGAUGACUCUGCCCUCAUUAUGCAGGGGGAGGACAGAUCCUCACUGUCUCCUACAGCAAAUCAGUCGCCUUCGUACCCCAACUCAGGGGGCGGGGCCUCCAGUCGUACAGCCAGUAUGCGGCCUGAGAGCUUCCUAUACCGCCUCGGUCAGAGGGAUGAGAAAAGAAAAGGAGACGCUGUUGUUGCGCCUCCUCAGACCAAGGAGGAGACUCCGGCAGCUCAUCCUUUGGUGGGAGAAGAUGCAUUCCUUGUGGAACAGCUCAGGAAGAACAUCGAAGCCCGACUGAAGGUGACGCUGCCAUGCGACCUGGGAUCAGCUCUGACAGACGGCGUGGUGCUGUGCCAUCUUGCCAAUCACGUGAGACCGCGCUCUGUCUCCAGCAUCCACGUCCCUUCCCCUGCUGUGCCUAAACUCACCAUGGCCAAGUGUCGCCGCAAUGUGGAGAACUUCCUGGAGGCGUGUCGCAGGAUUGGGGUCCCACAGAGUAAGUUGUGUCUUCCUCUUCACAUCCUGGAAGAGCGAGGGCUCCCCCAGGUGGCUGGAACAGUCAGUGCACUGCUGGACCUGGCUCCACCCCGACAGUCCGUCUCCUCGACAACAACUCCACCUGGACCAUCUGUCAUCAUUUAGCCACCGUUGCCGCAGCUGCACGUGCUCAGUCAGCCUCCUGUAACAACCAGUCAGAAGUCGCCAUGUUCCAACAACCGGACUGUAAAUACUUGGUGUUAUCAAACGUAAAAGGUUCACCUGGACAGUUUGAACCUGUUCAGAGUCUCGGACGCGGAAGCUGUGUGAUGUAUGGAAGCCCAUCAAUGCCAGGAAGGGAAAAUCAUGAGCUACAAUAAAAAACAUCGAUAAUGUUUGGUUGAACUGAACGAGCCAGAUCAACACUAAUAUCUUUCUAAUGAGUUUCAGUGUGAACAGCAGGUUUUACUGCUAGAACUGGAGGAAAAACACUUAAAACAGGUUGUUUUUUAAACUCUAAAAAGUUUACUUAUUUGUUGGGAAAAAUCCAACUUAAGCAGAGAGUUUUUGACCUUUUGUUCUUGUGGAACAUCUGACUUUUUUAUUUUUUGUAGGCAUAGAUUUUAUAAACUGAGUGAAAAUUUUAUUUUAAAAAUUUUCUCUCAAGCCUUUAAAUUAAUUUAAACUACAAACAAAUUGAACUGCAAAAAUAAAAUGAAAAGCUGUUUAAAUUUAGGUUGAAAAGUUGCAUUUUACACUAAUUUACCAUAGUUUGAUUUUAGUUUAUUCCAUGCAGGUUAUUUUAGUUUUUUGCUGAAAUGGGCUUCCAUACAGUUUUCAUACAGACUUCUGGAGGUGGGCAUUUGUGUAUGGAUGUUGUGAGCAUUCUCACUGAUCCCAGUUCACAGGGGUCAAACAGACGCUGUCCUCCUGGUGCCGGACUGGUAACAUGUUGAAAGUACCUCGCGGAUCUGAUGGAGACACAGAGCUUAGCACAAACUGAGAACAAACCCACAGGUGAACUUACACUAAAUUAGAGCAGUUGAAUGUGUCCUCUUAAACACAACGUGUCCUGAGACAGAGAGCAAGUCCUCAUAAACAGAACAAGUUCUUUUAAACCGAACGAGUCCUCGUAAACAUAACAUAAACAGAAGGAGUUCUCUUAAACAGAACGAGUUCUCUUAAACACACCGAGUCAUCUUAAACAGACCGAGUCCUCAUAAACACAACGUGUCCUGAGACAGAGAGCAAGUCCUCAUAAACAGAACGAGUCCUCAUAAACAGAACGAGUCCUCAUAAACAGAACGAGUCCACAUUAACAGAACGAGUUCUUUUAAACCGAACGCGUCCUCGUAAACAGAACGAGUCCUCUUAAACAGAACGAGUCCUCUUAAACAGAACGAGUUCUCUUAAACAGAACGAGUUCUUUUAAACCGAACGAGUCCUCAUAAACAGAACGAGUUCUUUUAAACCAAACGAGUCCUCAUAAACAGAACGAGUUCUUUUAAACCGAACGAGUCCUCGUAAACAGAACAUAAACAGAAUGAGUCCUCUUAAACAGAACGAGUCCUCUUAAACACAACGUGUCCUUAAACAGAGAGCAAGUCUUCAUAAACAGAACGAGUCCUCUUAAACAGAACGAGUCAUCUUAAACAGACCGAGUCCUCUUAAACACAACGUGUCCUGAGACAGAGAGCAAGUCCUCAUAAACAGAACGAGUCCUCAUAAACAGAACGAGUCCUCAUAAACAGAACGAGUCCUCAUAAACAGAACGAGUCCUCAUAAACAGAACGAGUUCUUUUAAACCGAACGCGUCAUCGUAAACAGAACGAGUCCUCUUAAACAGAACGAGUCCUCUUAAACAGAACGAGUUCUCUUAAACAGAACGAGUUCUUUUAAACCGAACGAGUCCUCAUAAACAGAACGAGUUCUUUUAAACCAAACGAGUCCUCAUAAACAGAACGAGUUCUUUUAAACCGAACGAGUCCUCGUAAACAGAACAUAAACAGAAUGAGUCCUCUUAAACAGAACGAGUCCUCUUAAACAGACCGAGUCCUCUUAAACACAACGUGUCCUUAGACAGAGAGCAAGUCUUCAUAAACAGAACGAGUCCUCUUAAACAGAACGAGUCAUCUUAAACAGACCGAGUCCUCUUAAACACAACGUGUCCUGAGACAGAGAGCAAGUCCUCAUAAACAGAACGAGUCCUCAUAAACAGAACGAGUCCUCAUAAACAGAACGAGUCCUCAUAAACAGAACGAGUCCUCAUAAACAGAACGAGUUCUCGUAAACAGAACGAGUCCUCUUAAACAGAACGAGUCCUCUUAAACAGAACGAGUCCUCUUAAACAGAACGAGUUCUCUUAAACAGAACGAGUCAUCUUAAACAGACCGAGUCCUCUUAAACACAACGUGUCCUGAGACAGAGAGCAAGUCCUCAUAAACAGAACGAGUUCUUUUAAACCGAACGAGUCCUCAUAAACAGAACGAGUCCUCAUAAACAGAACGAGUUCUUUUAAACCGAACGCGUCCUCGUAAACAGAACGAAUUCUCUUAAACAGACCGAGUCCUCUUAAACACAACGUGUCCUGAGACAGAGAGCAAGUCCUCAUAAACAGAACGAGUUCUUUUAAACCAAACGAGUCCUCAUAAACAGAACGAGUUCUUUUAAACCGAACGCGUCCUCUUAAACAGAACGAGUUCUUUUAAACAGAAUAAGUCCUGAGACCGUUGAGUAAAGCUUCAGACUUUGCGGGUUUUUGCACAUUUUAUUGUUUGGAAUUAUUAAAACCACGUUUAUUUCCUACAAAAAAAUGCUUUUUGUAUCUAUAGGACGUUAAAAUGACCUUGUGUGAUUAAAGAAAAUCUAUUAUAUAGAAAAUAAUUACGUAGAUUACACCCAUUGACUCGAGUUAAAUAUAUUUGUUUUUAUAUUUUGUCCAAUUUCAUCCACAAAUAUCUGUAGACACCAUUAUUUCCUUCGUAAUUUUACAUAAAACUGCUAAAAUUGUAUUACUGUCACUGAUUCAGUUUGAAAGCACUUGAAUAAGUUAACUUGAACUGAUAACUUCAAUAAAUUAGAAAUAAAUAAAAUGAAAGAUUCAAAAACUAAAGUUGUUUAUAAAACUGACAUUACAGUAACCCGUAAGCUGGAUGAUUUACCACAGAAGGUUGUAGCUAACGGUUAGAAGGGAUAUAUAAAGCUGAUCGGUAACUACCGCUCAGAUUUUAAAGGAUUUUUAGGGCACUAGUGGCCUUUAUUCAUUAGUAGCUUUACAGGAAACAGGGCAGACAUGCAGGGGAAGACAUGCAGCAAAUGGCCCAGAGCCGGAAAUCGAACCCGGGACAACUGAGUUGAGGACUGUAGCCUCUACACUGCUGACUAAACUUGUUUUAAAAGAAUAUUUAAGUUAUAUUACCUAAAUCACAAUAAUAUUAAUUACUGCUGAGAUAAACCAGUAUUUUUAAAUCUGUUAACUUUGCUACUAGCAUACUUCCUUAGCUUCAGCUAACAUUUGCAGAGAUUUUGUUCAAUUGUGAGGAUAAAAGGGUUUAGAUGAGGCCAACAUUUGUAAACCAAAAACUUGAAUAGACAUUUUCCAUGUCGUUAAGUGUGUUAUCUUAAACUGUUAGCAUGGCUUAACUAAAAGCUCACUGUAAAAUGCUAAUAGGUCUGUAAUAUAAGGAAAUAAAACAGUUUUUUAUGGUGAAGGCAAAAUAGGAAAACCAAAGUGUUCUAAAUUCCAGAAAUUACCUGUCAAGGUCAAUAGUUACAAGCUUAAGCUAAGACAAAAGAAAAUAAUGCUAGCCUUGUGCCAUCAAUCCUAAAAAAGACACUGAUAAUUGCCAUCUACAGAUUAUAAACAGUAUAUUUUAUUUACGUUUAAAGUGAUUCAGUUAUUUUAGUUUAGCAGUUAAAAUCCUAUCGUCACCACUAUACACUUCUUUCCCAUGUUUUGUGUAUUUUUGAUCUGAGAAUAUGAUUUUCACACUAGUUAAAUGGUUGGUGUCCUGGUUUUAGAGAAAACUAUUAAUGUAAAUAUGUCUGUGAUACGGAAAUAGCUGAAUACUCGCCUUUCCAGUAGGUGGCAGUAAAACAAGGGGAGGACAACCUAGCUGUAAACCCGGCAGUAGCUUUCUCUGAUAAAGAAAGCAAGCAGAAGAAGUAUAGUCAAAACAGUGCAAGGAUUUUUUCUGGAGAUAAACCAUGUUAUCCUGAUACUGUUAAGAAUGAGCUGACUGAGCAGCUAACUGCCUGGUCUAGAUUGGUAUGUUGUCAUGUAUGGUCAGUUUGGUUGUUAUGAGAUGAAACUAGUGUUUCGAUAGUAUUCAGACAAAUUAAUAUCCGGUGUCUUUAAACUUCAUUAUCAUUUUAAUUUAUAAUUUUUAUUGUUUUAUGCUAUUAUAAACAAACAUCAUGGUGUUGUCUGAAGCAGCUGUAUUUACAGCAUGCUUCUAAUAUCUGUCCUUUAUGACUGUAAAUCUGACAGGAAUGGACAGAGAGGGAUUAUUGCCUUUCAUUGUUUAUUGUAAUAAGAGUAAAUAAAGGGACCGUAAACAAAUUAAUUGGAUGAAGUAGCUGUUUGCCAGCGCAGUUUAGAGCACAGCACUGUUUUCCUCCUAAUGCAGCUUCAUGUUGUCCCUUCCUACUGAAUGUUUAUUCAGAGGAUUAAAGGACGAAUGUUUACAGCAUUGGUCUGAGUAUCAUUGAUCUGUCCUGCAUCUCUGAGCUAAAACUAGAAUCAACACUGGACCUGGGGGGGGGGGGGGGGGGUUGCUUCGGCAUUAGAGGACGUGACAGAUCCUCAAAGGUUCCUUCAUAAUCAGACUAUCAUUUAAUAUUCCAACCGAACUCAGCAACUCAAUCUGUCAAACAAACUGAAGCAAGCGAACAAACCAAAAGCACAUUGUUAUUGGAUGCUAAUUAUUAACAAAUAACAGGUCAUAGUCACACUGUGCUAGCAAAGUAAGUUUUUAUGUCUCACUUGUUCAUUUAUAAUCGUCUAUCUCAAAAAAACCCUUUAACAUUAGCCAAACUGUUAGCUGUUGGUAAAGUUCCAAAUUGUUCCUGGUUUUAAUGGAGGAGCGUGAAGGUUGGCAGAAACUUGCUCCGUUUCUGACGUCUCCAUCAGAUCCAAACACCUUUUUAAAGAACUUUGAUCUGCACUCUGGGGGCCAUUCAGCUGUUUGGGUUUCCUGUUCUGAUGGACUCAGCAGGUGGACUUCUCACCUGAGGCUGACGAUUGGACGAGCAGCAUCAGGCGAUCUCUGUUGCAUGCUGGGACUUUUUCACCCGGUUAAGGAACCGUAAGUGUUCAGAAACCUCCUGUAAGUAUAUAUACAUGUGUAGAUAUGUUGUGUAUAUGAAGCCGGAGCCUGUCUGUUGUCAUGACGACACAGCCGGUAAAAGGUCACUGUUGGUUUGCUGUAGCAGUUUGUCCUGCUCCGAGCCCACUACGUUUAUUUAUGCAGCUCGUUAAACGCAGGAUCACGAUGACAGGAAGCAGCUUUUCAAUUUAAACAUGUUUACUGAGGCCUCACGCUGUGUUCUGGUGCGGUGGGAGAUCACUAAACACUAACCUAAAAACACUUCUUAUAGUUUGUACAUGAACCCUCAUGUUUAUACCCUGUACACCCUGAGUUUAGACUGCCAGGCUGGACUUUCUUUAAGAGACUCACAUGGAUCUGAGUGUUUUUCCUCAUCAACCUGCUGCUUCCAGAUCUUCCACAGAAAUCCUCUCUGAAGCCUCGCAACCAGACACAUAUAUUCACACCAGCUUCAUUCAGGCUGAGAGAUGAUAGCUAUCUUGGUGCUUCCUGUGGUUCUGAAUGCAGUAAAACACUCGAAUUGAAGUUGAAAACUUAUUCUGCACUCGAGCUCCUGCUGCCGGCUAAUCUGCAGAAUUACAACUUCUCAGUCAGGUGGAGCCGGAAACUUUGAGAUGCAGGUUGUUUCUGCAUCUCAAAGCUCAGUUUUCAUGAUGUCUAGCAGCACACCAGAUCACCGGUGCCUGAUUUGACUCUAGAUCAGAUGGAGGCAGUGGAGGGUCACAGAGUUGAAUAUCGGAAAGCAAAGGAAAACCAUCUGUGGAAGUUUCAUCGGGUGUAAUGCUGAACUCAGGGCACAACAGCUGCUCCAUUCCUCAGAGGGCAGGUGAGCCUGUGUGACAGGUGUCUGGGUGGUGUUGGAGACAUUUCAUUCAAAGUUUCUGUCCUGCAGCUGUGACAGGUCAUGUGACACAGUCUCACUGGUUUUAAAGGACAUUCCACCAUUUUAAAAGACAAACAUGUUUUUACUUUUAUCUGUAUAAAAGAUGAAUCUGACUGUUUGAGUUACAUAAAAUAAAUAUUUUAAUGUGAA
Messenger RNA from Girardinichthys multiradiatus, 8387 nucleotides. It is a transcript of the gene lrch3, whose product is annotated as leucine-rich repeats and calponin homology (CH) domain containing 3. Bases 66 to 2192 code for a protein of 708 amino acids. The transcript is spliced from 20 exons. The record is from RefSeq and is a predicted model, not a curated record. Gene Ontology annotation, molecular function: protein binding. NCBI's taxonomy places the organism in Eukaryota, Metazoa, Chordata, Actinopteri, Cyprinodontiformes, Goodeidae.